AUGUUCCGUAUUGCACUCACUCCUGGCAAACCAGAUAGUGGGAUCACCUUUGGACCCAUGCCUAUUCACGAGCAUUGGCUGUGCCUCGCUAAGGCUGGCUUUACCACAGUCGAGGCUGUACCGCCUGCCCCGGCCCUCCCGGAUGAAGCGUGGUUCUUCCAGGGAAACCAGUAUGCUCGCAUUAAGAUCGUUCCGAAGACCCAGCAGGAUACUAUUAGUUGGGGACUACGUAGCAAGCGUUCCGGAGCACUGGCUCGCUUUGGACUGGGUAUAAAGGUUAUUCGGAGAGUUUUGAUCAAUUUGACUUUAGCAAGGUAA
This is a messenger RNA of Penicillium subrubescens, 318 nucleotides long. Its product is annotated as Hemopexin-like domain-containing protein. The record is from RefSeq and is a predicted model, not a curated record. Lineage: Eukaryota; Fungi; Ascomycota; Eurotiomycetes; Eurotiales; Aspergillaceae. The transcript has a single exon. The coding region runs from base 1 to 318 and encodes 105 amino acids.